AUGACGUGGACGUCUCGAUGGGCGUCGACCGAUGUUCAGCAUAGUCGGUGUCCGCACUGUCACUACCUCUUCCCACAACUGCAUGUCUCUUGCGUGCGUGUCCUUGGGGUGAACUCAAUGGGGUCUCAAGCACCCACUCGCAAGAUUGAGUCGAAUCCUUGGACAACGUUGUCAUCGUCCCCCUUUUAUCCGCAGCUGCUACCACUUGCACGGAUACAUCACCAACGUCAAGACUCGGAAAGACUCAUUCCUGGGCCCGACGUUGUUGACGAGUGGGCACAUCAAGCUCUCGAUUUGGCAAACAUGAUAUCAAGGAGAGCCUCCGACGUGCGAACUGUACGGGAAUUUCCUCGACUUACUUUAGAAGACGGCAAGGCCUUAUUUUUGUUCUUGAAGUGUCAUAGCCGCUGA
Messenger RNA from Sparassis crispa, 411 nucleotides. RefSeq lists its product as hypothetical. The transcript has 6 exons. The record is from RefSeq and is a predicted model, not a curated record. Lineage: Eukaryota; Fungi; Basidiomycota; Agaricomycetes; Polyporales; Sparassidaceae. Bases 1 to 411 code for a protein of 136 amino acids.